UCUCCCAAAUUCAUGCAGUUGCAGUCUCUAGAAGCUAAUCUAAUCUUUAAGCUUACUUUUGCUUUUACUCUUUCUCUUAUCUCCUCGUUUUUCUCAAUUAUCCAAUUCAACUUCUUCAGUGACUUUACACUCAUCUUCUGAAGAAAUGGACAAAAAUGUAGCUCAGUCCCCUCUUGAGGGAAAUGGGUUGGCUUCAUUUGACCAGAAACUAGCCAUGGCAAAGCGAUGUUCUCAUGAGGGCGUAAUGGCUGGGGUAAAGGCGGCUGCUCUGGCGGCCAUUGCUACUGCAAUUCCUACUUUUGCAAGUGUUAGAAUGCUGCCUUGGGCCAGAGCUAAUCUCAACCCCACUGCUCAAGCUCUCAUCAUCUCUACAGUGGCUGGUUCCGCAUAUUUUAUAGUUGCAGACAAGACAGUGCUGGCUACGGCAAGGAAGAACUCAUUCAAGGGUCACACUGACACAGAUGCUAACUUUUAAGUCGGAUCCAGACAUGAAUCGGCUCCCGGAGUCUUUCUGUUUCUCUCUCCUUCCCUUUCGUCUGGAGUAGGGUCCCUUCCGUUGUAUGCAAGCCCAAGGUUGUCAAUGUAAAUGUCUGAUUAUAAAUAAGGAAAUUGGGUUCCGAAUUACGAUCGAAUCAGAAUUUCGCAA
Molecule: messenger RNA, 646 nt
Organism: Nelumbo nucifera (sacred lotus)
Lineage: Eukaryota; Viridiplantae; Streptophyta; Magnoliopsida; Proteales; Nelumbonaceae
Product: early nodulin-93-like
Source: RefSeq, a predicted model, not a curated record